CGGUGACCGAUCCCGGAGGGUUUUGCUAUAAAUUUCCCAAAAGACGCACAAAAGUUUUCGUGUUCUAGUUCGAUUUUCGAAUCAAAAUCUUAUCGAUUCUGUACAGGAAGUUAGUGUUAUUAAUUUGGAAAUUCUAGGGUUUCGUCCCCAAAGCUAUUCAAUAAACUAAAGAAGAAUGGGCCGUUCACGGGCAGUCAAUCACUCUGCCGAGGAGGAUCCAAGUCAAAGCCGAUCAAAGAGAAAGCGAACUGCCUCAAAUUUGGAGAAUCUGGAGGCUGCAACUUCAGGCCAAGGGAUGAGUGAAGGCAAAAAAGCGUUGUACCAUUGUAACUACUGCAACAAGGACAUUUCGGGAAAGAUACGCAUCAAGUGUGCUUGCUGUUCUGACUUCGACCUUUGUGUAGAGUGUUUCUCUGUUGGAGCUGAGGUUUACCCUCAUAAAAGCAAUCAUUCAUACAGGGUUAUGGACAAUUUAUCAUUUCCGCUCUUCUGUUCCGACUGGAAUGCAGACGAGGAGAUAUUGCUACUUGAGGGGAUAGAAAUGUAUGGGCUGGCUAACUGGAACGAGGUUGCCGAACAUGUUGGAACCAAAAGCAAAUCACGUUGUAUUGAGCAUUAUAAUACCAUAUACAUGAAUUCACCAUGCUUUCCGCUCCCGGACAUGUCUCAUGUUAUGGGAAAGAAUAGAGAAGAACUUCUUGCAAUGGCCAGAGGGCAUGGGGAAGCCACAAAAGGGCUCCCAACUGGAGGGGAACUUUCUGUGAAAGAGGAGUCUCCCUUCUCUGCAAGAAUCAAGGUUGAAGAUUUAAGAAAAGAAGGUUCCGCAGGUCGGUCCUCAUCUGCCUUAGCUUCUGAUGUAGGUUCCGUUGGAGGUUCUGGCACUGUUAAUGCAUCAGCAGGGGCAGGAAAGAGAACAUCAAGCAUUGUUCAAAGUGACAAAGGUGGCGAUGGGAUUAAGAUAGAAGAUUCUCAUGCAGACAGAAGCUUUGGAGAGAAAAAGCUGAGGACAUCAGCUGAAGAGGGACCUUCUAUAACGGAAUUGAGUGGCUAUAAUUUCAAGAGGCAAGAAUUUGAAAUUGAAUAUGAUAAUGACGCUGAACAAUUACUGGCAGACAUGGAAUUCAAGGAUGCUGACACUGAUCCUGAACGUGAACUUAAACUACGUGUCUUGCGUAUAUACUCAAAAAGGCUAGACGAGAGGAAACGCAGGAAAGACUUCAUCCUGGAAAGAAAUUUACUUUAUACUGAUCCUUUUGAGCAGGGCCUCUCCCCAGAAGAGAAAGAAAUAUGUCGUCGCUACAGGGUUUUCAUGCGUUUCCAUACAAAAGAGGAGCAUGAGGAAUUGCUCAAGACUGUCAUUGAAGAACACAGGAUUCGAAGACGGAUAGAGGAUCUGCAGGAAGCUCGAGCUGCUGGUUGCCGCACAUCUGCAGAUGCCGAAAGAUACAUUGAACAGAAGAGAAAGAGAGAAGCCGAAGAAAAUGCACGCAGGGUGAAGGAUAAUGUACAGCCUGGUCCUAGCGGCAAAUUUUUACAAAGAGCAAAUCACCUAAAAGGGGAUCCUGAUGUUGGUGGUGCCACCGGCAAAGACUCUUCUUCCACAUGUGGAGGGUUAGGUAUCGGCAACGUGGAUGAUUGGGAUGUCACCGGACAUUUUGGUGCAGAUUUACUCUCUGAUGCUGAGAAACGACUAUGCACCGAGAUCAGGGUUCUUCCUGUACAUUAUCUUAGCAUGUUAGAGAAACUGUCCGUAGAGGUUUUGAAUGGUCACAUUGCUCAGAAGUCGGAUGCACAUCGCCUGUUUAAUGUUGAACCGAGCAAAGUGGAUAGAGUUUAUGACAUGCUUUUAAAGAAGGGAAUCGGUCAACCAUGAACCAAAAGACCAUCCGGGAUUAACCCAGCGGCUACCGUUUCUGGGUAUGGUUAACUAGACCUAUUGUGCAAUGUACUACUAGUACAGAAACCUUCUCAAACCCUAGUUAUUAGAUAAUUACAAGUAUGUUGUGAUUUGUGAGCCUAAUAAAAUUGCAGUGAUGGUUUUAAAAUGUGUAGCUUAUGCUACAUUUGGCUCAAGUACUGUUCAUUUACCUGGUCAGAGAUAGUUGGUUUUCUAUCAAGUCUUUUAUGGAUAAAAUUAUCCGUAUUGAUUAAUUUGUAUGUAAAGAUUGAGAAGAUUUUUGUUUAGAAGGGUUUUUUA
Messenger RNA from Cynara cardunculus var. scolymus (artichoke), 2197 nucleotides. Its product is annotated as transcriptional adapter ADA2-like. The transcript has 13 exons. Gene Ontology annotation, biological process: chromatin remodeling; regulation of transcription by RNA polymerase II. Gene Ontology annotation, cellular component: nucleus. Gene Ontology annotation, molecular function: zinc ion binding; transcription coactivator activity; chromatin binding. The coding region runs from base 176 to 1873 and encodes 565 amino acids. NCBI's taxonomy places the organism in Eukaryota, Viridiplantae, Streptophyta, Magnoliopsida, Asterales, Asteraceae. The record is from RefSeq and is a predicted model, not a curated record.